AUGGAUUUUUCAAGGCUCACCGCUCAUCAACCUGCUACACCACAACUAACACACCACGACAAUGCCCAACGACUGACAGCCGCAGCAGCAGCAAACGAUCACGACAAUGCCGAUACGAAUACGACGGCGGGCGGACCUACCGUCGGGACUGUCGUGGCCCGCAUCGAAAACAUCCUGUCGCAAAUCAUCGACUCCGUCUCCGCCUGCCAAGAGCUGUCAAUCACUUUCACGCCGCGGAGGCCGGCGCGGAGCCGUGGUCAGCCUGAUGAGGUCCGCUUCCCCGGCCGAAAUCAGCAAGAGGCCGUCAAGUUUGCACGCAUCCUUCUUAUUCUACAGUUGUCACAUGACGCUCUUGUGUCUGGGACAAUUCUGACGAAGCGGCACAUCUUUUAUCAACAUCAGGAUCUGUUUAAGAGGCAAGCCCAAGUUGAUGAACUUGUGGACGACAUUGCCUUUACUCUCGGCAUUGGUCGCGCUGAUUUGAACAUCGUGGCAGCUUCAAAGGGUGUCUUGGCUGGUCCAUUGACCAUUGACCUUACCGAUGGCACAUCUUUGGAUCCCUGCUCUGGAGACCUGGGAGUUGCCAUCCCGGCCAUCCAGUCAGUCUCUGCAGUCCACCUCCACCAUGUCAAGUGGUUUCUAGUUGUGGAAAAGGAUGCCAAAGGAUACCCCGAUUUGACGACGCGUGCAUUCUUAAACUAUAUCAGCACGCGCCAUCCUCAAUUGUCUAUACUGGGAUUGGUGGACUACGACCCCGAUGGUGUCCGAAUUUUGAGAUGCUACCGUCACGGAUCCGAUAGACUGAGCCAUGAAGCUGAUCUCGACACGCAAGCAAUUCAAUGGCUGGGCAUCAAAUCUGACCAGUUGAUUCAAGAGUGCGCCGACACCAAUUCUAUAGACCCGCGUCUUUUCUACCAGAGUAGCCAGUCUACACAAGUGUCCAUCACAUCUACCGCAUGCCGCGAGCCCAUAUCGUAUCUGGGUCUGAGGGAGCGAGGGGUAGCAGUUUCGGCGCUCAAGAAGCUAGGAAGCUUUUCAUCAAGUGAUACCGAAACGCUUGAAAUGAGGCGAGAGCUUCAGGUUAUGAUCGCCCUUGGAGUCAAGGCUGAGAUUGAGUGGCUUGAUGAGUCUGGGGAUCUAUGUCAAUGGCUGGACAACGAGAUAGGCACUGCUCUGUCUUGGAGCCCUGUCCUCUGA
This is a messenger RNA of Fusarium vanettenii 77-13-4, 1197 nucleotides long. RefSeq lists its product as uncharacterized. Gene Ontology annotation, cellular component: nuclear chromosome. Gene Ontology annotation, molecular function: DNA topoisomerase type II (double strand cut, ATP-hydrolyzing) activity; ATP binding; DNA binding. Lineage: Eukaryota; Fungi; Ascomycota; Sordariomycetes; Hypocreales; Nectriaceae. The record is from RefSeq and is a predicted model, not a curated record. The transcript has 6 exons. Gene Ontology annotation, biological process: reciprocal meiotic recombination; meiotic DNA double-strand break formation; meiotic DNA double-strand break processing. Bases 1 to 1197 code for a protein of 398 amino acids.